AUGGUAUCCAAGAUUAUCAUGCUUGUGUUCCAUAUUUUCCUCUCUUUACAAUUCGGUCCAUCAAUAGCGCAAACUAAUUGGAUCAGGGUUGGUUAUUACUGGAAUUUAGUUGAUACGAUUCCCGUUUCAGAAAUAAAUUCUGCUCUAUUUACUCACCUUAUUUGCGCUUUUGCUGGUCUUGAUCCGGUCUCCUACCAACUUUAUCUAUCACCUCUCGAUGAAAAAUAUAUCUCCAACUUCACACACACUUUAAAACAAAAGAAUCCCUCAAUCGAUACAAUUCUAUCCAUUGGGGGUGAAAAAGCAAAUUCUUCAACCAUUUCUUUAAUGGUAAGAAAUUCUUCUUACAGAAAAUCUUUUAUUGACUCCUCAGUAUCAUUAGCCAGGCUUUACGGUUUCCGUGGCCUGGACUUUUCUUGGAUAUAUCCAGACACAGUCUCUGAUGAGAUCAAUAUGGGUAUUCUGUUUCAAGAGUGGCGAGCUGCUAUCAGUUCAGAGGCAAGAAACUCCAGCACGUCAGAAUUGAUUUUGACUGCGAGGGUUAGAUAUUCACCAUUGACAUCUUCAGGAAAUUACCCGGUAGACUCGAUGCAACAAUACUUGGAUUGGGUUCAUGUUAUAGCCAGUGAAUACUCUAGGCCACCGUGGAACAACUUCAGUACUGCGGCUAAUGCAGCUCUGUAUGAUCCAGGUAGUGUUUUAAACACUGAUUACGGUAUAAGGGCAUGGAUCGAUGGAGGAUUGUCAGCUAAUAAGUUGGUUUUAGGGUUGCCUUACUAUGGUUAUGCGUGGACUCUUGUGAACCUGGCUCACAAUGUUAUUGGUGCACCAGCAACAGGACCAGCUAUUAAACAAGAUGGAUUUCUGACCUACAAGUAUAUCAAGAAUUAUAUUGAGCAAUAUGAUAGUGCUCAUAUCAUGUACAAUGAAACUUAUGUGGUGAAUUAUUGCUUAAUCGGAAAAACUUGGAUUGGCUUUGAUGACGUUGAGGCUAUUAGAGCUAAGAUUUCUUAUGCCAAGGAGAAGAAGCUACUUGGUUACUAUGUAUGGCUAGUCUCCUAUGAUCGUAAUUGGGUGCUUUCUCAAGCUGCAGGGGCGAGUGACUUAACUAAACAAUCCAAUGAUAAAGAAAAAAAAGCAGUAGCAGCCGGAGAUUUUAAAAGCAAUGUUCCUAAUCUGAUAGAAUAUUCGUUUCCUGCUAUUGAGGCAGCUACCGAUGGAUUUUCAACUAAAAAUAAGCUUGGACAGGGUGGAUAUGGUCCUGUUUACAAGGGUAUACUAUCAAAUGGACAAGAAAUAGCAGUGAAGAAACUUGCAAAAGCAUCAACUCAAGGGUUUGAGGAAUUCAAGAAUGAGGUUACGCUUACUGCGAAGCUCCAACAUGUAAAUCUUCUCCGAGUUUUGGGUUUUUGCAUUGACGGAGAUGAACAUAUACUUGUCUACGAAUACAUGCCAAAUAAAAGCUUAGACUCUUACCUUUUUGACCCUAUUAGACUAUAUGUUUUGGAUUGGGAAAAACGUAUUCAGAUAAUUGAAGGAAUUAUACAAGGCCUUUUAUAUCUUCAAGAAUACUCAAGAUUGACUAUUAUUCAUCGAGAUCUAAAAUUGAGUAAUAUCUUGUUAGAUGAAGAUACGAAGCCAAAAAUAUCAGACUUUGGCAUGGCUAGAAUGUUUGCAAAAAGUGAUCUUGAAGCUAAUACAGGACGUAUUGUUGGAACACUUGGUUAUGUUUCUCCUGAAUAUGCUAGAAAAGGCUUGUACUCUACAAAAUCCGAUGUUUAUAGUUUUGGGGUUCUACUUCUACAGAUCAUAAGUGGCAAAAGGAUUUCUCUUUUGUGUGGUCCGAAUGAAAGUUUAAGCCUUCUAGACUAUGCGUAUGAGCUAUGGAAAGAUGGCAAAUGCAUGGAAUUUAUGGACAAAUCACUAGAUGAUACAUAUUCAUCUUGUAAAUUAGUGAGAUGCUUGCAAAUAGCUCUGUUAUGCGUCCAAGAAAAUCCAAUUGAUCGACCUUCCAUGUUGGAAGUUUUCACAAUGCUUAAAAAUGAAAGCACCGAUGUGAUGAUUCCAAGGAAGCCUGCUUUCUCAGAACAAAAUCUACAAAAUAAAACUGUACGACAAUGGGAAGGUUGUUCAGGGAGCACUUCAUCAAUUAAUGAUGUAACAGUUUCAGACGUGGUAGCUAGAUAA
This is a messenger RNA of Pistacia vera, 2187 nucleotides long. RefSeq names its product cysteine-rich receptor-like protein kinase 10. Gene Ontology annotation, biological process: carbohydrate metabolic process; protein phosphorylation. The coding region runs from base 1 to 2187 and encodes 728 amino acids. NCBI's taxonomy places the organism in Eukaryota, Viridiplantae, Streptophyta, Magnoliopsida, Sapindales, Anacardiaceae. The record is from RefSeq and is a predicted model, not a curated record. The transcript is spliced from 6 exons. Gene Ontology annotation, molecular function: ATP binding; chitin binding; protein kinase activity.